Molecule: messenger RNA, 1110 nt
Organism: Pseudopodoces humilis (Tibetan ground-tit)
Lineage: Eukaryota; Metazoa; Chordata; Aves; Passeriformes; Paridae
Source: RefSeq, a predicted model, not a curated record
AUGGAGGAGAUGCCGCGGGCCGGGCGGGGUCCCUGGGCCAACCUGCUGAGCCUCUGGAGCCGGGGGGGCUUCCAGGACUUCCACCGGCGCAUGGAGGGGGGCUUCCAACGCCUCGGGCCCGUCUACAGGGACCGCGUGGGCUCCCUGGACUGUGUGAACGUUCUCCUGCCCCGGGACGCGGCGCAGCUGCUGCGGGCGGAGGGGCCCUUCCCCCGCAGGAUGGGGAUCGCGGCCUGGAGCGCGCACCGGGAGCUGCGGGGGCACCGCCGCGGGCUCUUCCUGCUGAACGGCCCGGCGUGGCGGUCAGACCGUCUGGCGCUGAACCGGGCCGUGCUGUGUCCGGCCGGCGCGCGCCGUUUCGUGCCGCUGCUGGACGCGGUGGCGCGGGAUUUCGCCCGGAGCCUGCGGGGCCGCGUGAGCGCCGCCCCCGGGGGGGCUCUGACCAUCGACCCCCACCCGCUGCUCUUCCGCUUCACCCUCGAGGCCAGCAGUUUCGCUCUGUUCGGGGAGCGGCUGGGGCUGCUGGGGGGGGGCUCGGGCUCGGGGGGCGCUCAGCGGUUUUUGGGGGCUCUGGAGGAGAUGCUGGACACGACCCUCCCCCUGCUGUUCCUGCCCCGCCCCCUCCUGCGCCUGCACCCCCCGCUCUGGCAGCGCCACCUCCGCGCCUGGGACCUCAUCUUCCAGCACGGUGAGACCCCCGGGACCCCCGCCCAUGCGACCCCCGGGCUGUACCCGGUGGGCAUCACCGUGCAGAGGUACCCGGCCACCGACGUGGUGCUGCACAACUACCGCGUGCCCGCGGGGACGCUGUGCCAGGUGGCUCUGUACGCCAUGGGGCGCUGCCCCGACGUCUUCCCGCACCCCGAGCGCUACGACCCCUGGCGCUGGCUCGGCAAGGACGACACCACCUUCAAGGCCUUGGCCUUCGGCUUCGGCGCGCGCCAGUGCAUCGGGCGGCGCCUGGCCGAGGCCGAGAUGAUGCUGUUCCUCGCGCACGUCCUGAGCAACUUCAGCAUCGAGGCCGUGUCCACCGAGGACGUCCCCACCGUUUUCCGCUUCAUCCUGAUGCCCGAGAAGUCACCGCUGCUGACCUUCCGCACCCUCGACUGA